ACUUUUACAUUAGCCACGCCCCCUGUUAGCAACUUGUGGCUAGCUCGCUACCAAGGAAGGCACUACUGCUGUUCCGAGGUUCAUUCUACAGACACCACCCCGAGUCUGAAGACUGUCCGCCCCCACAUAUUUCGGUGAGUACACGUUCCUCCAACAACCGCGCUGGCUUUAAUUAACAAAUAUCGAAUUGUACUUUUGAUUAGUUGUGUCUUUUUACCCGGUGUCAAAACGAAGAGGAGAGAAAACGUUUCUGACCUGCUAGCAGCAGCAGAAGAGCAGGCUAGCUUUUGUUGAGACGUUGGUGUCUGAGUGCCACCCGCAAGGUUGGUCGAAAUGUGUUUUUUCGAGGGUGGAAAUUGUCAGAAAUAGGUAAAUGUGUUAGAAUUUUAAGUUUUAUACCUCCUGUUUUUCUCACGUCUGCCGUUAGAGACGGGCUCAAGUCCUCCACGCCAACAUGAGACCGCAAUGGUUGCUGUUAACGGAUAUUGAACCCAUUCAUAUAACGUUAAGCUGAUAAUUUAACAGGAAAUUCAUCACUAACGAUUCGAGUCAAUUACUGGUGUCAAAUGACGCGGAUGUAAUAUUCAAUUUCAGUCGUUUUGGACUCUGGUUGCGGCGCGAUGGAUCAGUGUUCGGUGUAUUCCCAGCAUAACUGUUGACUUAGGACAAUGUAAUACCAGCUUCCCCUGAUCUGCCACAUGUUCAUUUGUAAAAAGGGAAAAGAUAUUAGUUAAGAUCCCACCUAGAAUGACCAUUUCAGCCCCCAGAUGAAACAGAAGACUUCAUCAAAAUAAGUACUGUAGUUAUUUUUUUUAUAUAAAUGUGUGUAUAAGGAUGAAUUUUAUACAUGAUUCCAAUGAAAAAUGUGUUAAUGUAAUGUUGAUUUAAUAAUGGUUGGUCUGUUUUAUAAGAUAUAUAUCAACUGUGGGUAAUCACGUGGGCCUAUCACCCAUAUCACCAUCCACUUGUUUCACACAUGUUAAACUAACACUCAUUUAAAUAUGAAUAGCCCUGCACAAAAAGGGGAUUUUAUGAUUUAAAUUUCCCUUUUUGUCAUCACUAACCUUAGGCGCGGGUGUAUAUUGUUUACUCUUUCUUAAGGAAAGGCCUCUUUGCAGGGUUUCCUUUCCACUCUUUGAAGAGGGGUGGCCCCUACUGCUGCAGAGUUGCCCCUGUGGUGAGAAUACUUUAAAUAAAGUGAAAAUCUGCGGCGCUCUUGCAACAAAGCCCAUCCCCAAAAAAAUGCAUGGUUGCACGUUAUACCGCCGCAUUCGAGUUAAAUGCGAAAAAUAAAGGAACUUGGGUCAAAUCGACCAAAUUGUCAGUCAGCAUGGUUCCCGCACCCAAAAUCACCCCUGACAUCUUCAAAAAUGUCUACAGGAAACACUGCCCUUUGUCUGCAGAACUAAUCCUGAUCCUGAAAGCAAAAGUAAACAGAGUGGAAACCUGUUUUGAUUAGAUAGGGUUUAGUUUUGGAUUGCAAGAAUUACAUCAGUUUUACCCAUCUAAGAUAUGACUUGAAUAUAAAUACGUUGCUGCACCUAGACAUAACUUUCCAUCUGUAAUCAUCUGUGUAACAGAAGGCAACAAUUAUCACUCCUCUAUUCUUUCAGUAGUUUGUGUCUGACCCUGGAACAGUUUUGGAUCCAAAGUUGAACUGAAUGUAUUUAACUUUAUCAGCUCAUCUGACAGACGUUUCUUCGAGGUUCAUGUUUCCUCGCAGUAAGGCCUUUCUGAUGGAUUUCAGCUUGUGAAUUUGAUAUCUGAGUAACCCUAAACAUAAUUAUAUUAUCCUGGAGGCUAUGCGGUCUGAUUCAUUUGAGGUUUGCUGUGUAGGUUUCCAUCUGCUCACAUUAUUUGUUUGCCUACUUUUAUUUACCUUUGUUUAUGCUGGCGAGCGUUUGACUCAAACACUCCCAAGCUGUAUACAUAAAAGCCUACUUGUGCAUUGUACUACCUGCCACAGCCGUUUAUCGCACCACCUGGUUAAUGGUAAAUUGUUCCAGAAGGAAGAUAUGUUUGCACAUAAACACGGACCCAGGGCCCCUGUGUUUACAGUAGUCAUGGCAGCACUCGCUUAUUCAACAAAUAGACCUAGCAUGUUCCUCUCUCACUUGUGGAGGAGAAUGUUUGUCUUGGAAGGUAGAGCUAUUACAGGGUAGUUCUUAACUUUUAGUGCUGCAGCUUUUUACUCUCAACACAAGUCAGGUUUCUUCAACAUUAUUAGAUUUUAAAAGAAACAAUUAGAUAUUGUUACUAAAUCUCCUUGUAAGUAAAAUGUCAAAGCAUCCAGAAAGUUGUUUUCUCUGUCACUUGGCGCUUUGUGUUUCUUUAUAUUGCUCCAGUUUAUCCAGCUGUUUUCAUUAAUACUCAUUUCCUCUCUAAGGUCAGUGAAGUCCAGAUGCAUGAGUCUGGGUCAGAACCAACAAGCCGCACCAUUCCAGCAAAUCACACAGAGAACGGGAAUAACAGUGAGAAUGAGAGUCGAGUGAGGAGCAGCCAGACUCCUCCUCCAGAGGCACCCAGGGUCAGUCAUUUCCAGCUGCAUUUAUGCAACACAUUAGCAUUAGAUUUCCACCAGAUUCAUUUAUUUUUCACAACUGAUAAGCACUUAUGAUAAUAAUAUUUGUGUAUCCCCAAAUAUAUGACAUUGUGUUCUUUCAAAUCACUGAGGAGUGUUGCACCAAAUAUUUAUCUACAGCUGUGUUGAUAGCUGAUUGGUUAAGUGAGACCUACUUCAAGCAAAAAUGACAAACAGCUCAUAACUCCAGCUUUCCAAAUGAGCAGAUUUACUCGUUUUUUUUAAUCUCUCACAGGAUACUAAUCAGGAUAUCUUUGCCUAUUUGUCCAAAAAAUUACAAUACAAUGAUGAAUAGAUAAACAAAAAGUAAUGUUCAUGUUUGUUCUGGCAUUUAAGGAAGUAGCUCUACCAAAAAAAAUGAGUUAAAAAAGGAAGAUUCUUGGAAUAUUAUAUGGAAUUAAAAACAAAUACAGCACAGAUUUGCAAAGUAAGGAUGAGUCACAAUUUUCAGACUACUGGCUCCUCGAUUGUGAGUAGUAAACUCAGUAUAUAGGUGUUUGGGAGGUUGUUUCAGUACAUCUAAAAUCUCUGAAGGGAAUAGUUUGUUUUUAUGAAGGUUUUGUUUUUGCUGCUCACGGUAGUUCUGUGACUUUCUUCCAACACUGCAUGGUUUCUGUUCAGCUUAUUUGUUCUAUUUGUUCUCAGUGGUACAAACUCUGUUUUCUUUUUAACAGCUGAUGCAUCCCCAUGUAUUUAGCUUUAGUGUGAAUCACUGCGAGUUAUGCUACACUUGAGGUUAUGUCCAGCUGGUGUGGUAACCCGACAGCAUAUCUGUUUUUUUAGUAUUCAUGCACAUUGCAGGUAGAGGAAAACAUUGAACGCGCCGCCUCAUGAGAAUGUGAAGGUUUUUAUGUGUAAAGGUAUAUCCAUGAAGCUUUCACUUUGACUAUCUCAGUGCCUCCAAACUGCAGUGUUUUAUAUUUAUGCUGAGGGGGAGCACAGGGAUGGGGGAGGUUUGUACUGAGGUUUAGAAGGGGAGGGAGAGCACAGCUCCAGCUGGGCGGAGGGAUCAGUGUUAUAUUGUUAGUUUUGUUUAUGCUCACAUCAUGUAGGUUAGUGAGGCUCAGUUAGACUGUCAGGCGGAACCUCACUGCUGGGCUUCAUUUGUUUUUUCAGCAGCCGCACAGACUUUCAAUGGAGGCUAUCAGGUUUGUCCAAAUCUAUCUGUAUUUGUUUGAAGUAAUAACAAUGGCAGGGUAUUUUUAAUGAGAUUUUUAUGUUUUGUGGAGUUUCAAUGUGUGCGUGUCUAUGAAAGUGAAGUCACUCUCUUGUGGCUAUGUAAAGUUGUGUUUUUGGAUCCCAUCUUAUUAAAUCUUCAAUUCAGUUCAUUACCAAAUAUUUUUGUUUUCGCAGAUGUGAGUUUUCUCGUACCACACCCCUUUUAGAAAUAAAUCUCAUAAAGGAAAACACAUAGUGUUUGUUUUUCUGCAAAGUUUUCAGCGUUCCUACUCGCUGUCAGUCAUCUCAAAGUUCACAAGACCAGUCUUGCGGGAACAGAUCUGUGUUUACACUCAGUUUCUCACUGGUAUGACUUUCAACAAUAACAACAACAGAAGAUGUUUGGACUUGCUGGCUGCCAUGGCAACAGGGAUUAGUCAAAGGCUGUUGUUGUGUUGAUGGUGUCCACAGAAAAAUAGAGGGGCCAACUGGCUCUGUUAGUGGGAUAGACCUGUUUUCAUUGCUUUGGUGGCCACCUCUGCAGCAUUGAAUUUCAUAAGAAAGGACAAACUAGGAGGCAGUCGUCUGUUAUUGUUAGCCCAAAGCCUGUGUGAAAUUCACUGUCGGUUUGUUUACCCGAUUCAAAACAGACUCUGCCUUGGAGAGAAAUGUUUGUUUGUGGUUCAGACCUUAAUUAAAAUACGAAUCUCAAGUUCUGUUUUCAUAAACAGGCUCUGUAUGCUUUUUUUUAUUCAUUAUUUAUUUCUCUCUGCAAUUUUGAUUACUCUGUUUAUGUUUACUGUAAACAUCCCCUGAGCUGUGGGGCUUGACAGUGAGGGGGGGUUGGUGCAGUAAUUGCUGCAUGCCUAGCCGAGGUUGUUGUUGUUGUUGUUGUUUUUGUUUUUCUGGCACAGGUUGUUGUUGUUUUGAUGGAGUUCUAAGUCCCCUAAGACAUCCGAUGGAGUUGUUUUUGUUUGGUACAUUUAUAGCUGCAGCGGCAGUGGAGCCAAGUUCAGCUUGUUAGAUUGACCAGCGGACUGAGAAUGAUAAAUAAGCAGAAGUGCAAGUAGCGAGGAUUUAUUUUCUUGAAACUUGAGCGAGAGGCUUUUGAGUUGUGCUGCAGUGAUCUGGCUGUAUUUUAAAAAAGAUAAUAAUCAUAAUAGCUUUUUUAAUGGCACACUUUAUAUCAGAGUUAACAAAAUGCUUAAAUAAAUGAGAGUAUAUAAUUAAAGAGUCUCUAAUAAUUAAAAAAAAAGUAGAAAAAAGUAAUAAAGUGAGAAAAUCUGCAGGAAUUUAAAUUUGAUAGUGAUCAUGAUUUAAGAAUAAGAAUAACUUUGUUUCAUCCCAGAAAGGAAAUUUAAUCAUCUUUUAGUCCCACUUGUCAUGUCUCAAAAAGUCAUCUACUAUUUAUGGAAGAUUUAUAGAAUUUUGUCCUUUCUUCAUGAUUGACCACAGAUAUUAACGAUAUUUAUCAGUAGUUCAUUUUAUAAAGUCACCCACUUACGAUAUAUCAUAUUGCCAAGACAUUUUAGUCCUAGGCAAACUAGGCAGGCACAAAAAAAAUACGCAAAAAAGCAAAAGAACCAGAUGGUGUGUGUUAGUGAAGCAGAGGGACAGAGUGAGCACAGACAGUUAUCAUCAUUAUUAUUAAUGUUGUUGAUGUUUUUAUUAUUUUGAUAGUGAUCAUGAUUUAAGCAUAAGAAUAACUUUAUUUCAUCCCUGAAAGGAAAUUCAAUUAUCUUAAGUCUCACUUGUCAUGUCUCAAAAAAUCAUCUACUAUUUAUGGAAGAUUUGUAGAAUUUCAGCCUUUUUAUAUGAUUGACCAAAGAUAUUGACGAUAGUUAUCAGUAGUUUAUUUUAUAAAGUCACCCACUUGCAUUAUAUCAUAUUGCCAAGACGUUGUUUGUGAUUUAGCCCGUGUUAAAGAUCCAAAACUUGGCAGGCACAAAAAAAAAUACACAAAAAAGCAAAAGCACCAGAUGGUGUGUGUUAGUGAAGCAGAGGGACAGAGUGAGCACAGACAGUUAUCAUUAUUAUUAUCACUAUUUUUAUUAUUAUUGUUGUUAUUUUUAUAAAUGAGUAAUCAAAAUCAAUAAUUAAUUAUGCUUUGUAAUUGUGAUUUCAAUAUUAAUCAAAAUAAUCAUGAUUGUCAUAAACCUUCCUGUGAUUGGCUGACAGCAUCAAGUCGGCAAAUACCCUAUAAAUAAAAUAAAUUAAAAAAAACACUGUUACACAUUUUCCAGAUUUGACCAGAUUUUGAGCUGCCAGUAUUAAAAGCUUUCUUCUUUCGCUCACCAUAUGUCAAACUAGUUUCUGGUUUUUAUGGUCAAAGCAAAUGGAUUGUGUAAACAAGUGUCAGAUUAAUCAAUACUGAAAAUAAUCUUUAACAUGCCGCUGUACAUCGGACGAGGUUAGACAUUACAGGGUUGUGUAUAUCAGGAUCCAUAACAAGUCUCUGACCACGUACAGGAGUCUAAAGUACACUAAGUACAUCUACAUGAACGCAAUUACAGCAGAAAAUAGGCAGAAAUUAGAUAAUGUGUUGACAUGCACUGAUAUAACCCGAUUAGUUGACAUAUUUUGAACAGCAUGAAUUGCUGCGAUUGUUUUUUUCUGUUUCAUAAAUCUUCCCCUGGUUUUUUUUCACCAUUUUUAUGCCUCCAAAAUAAAGUGAUUCGAUUGAGAACGCCAUACUUUAGUGAAGAAUAAAACAAGGCUGGCUUGUAUUAGGAGUGUAAAAUUUGACACUGCGUCCUGAAAAGUUUUUUUCUCCACCUUUAGACGUUGCAGUCGAGUGGGAGAACAGACUCUGUAGUGAGAGAGUGCAUGAUUUCUUUCUAUUUGUGUGAAAAUGUCACAAAUAACCGACGGUGCAGCUGCGGUAACGCAUUUAGGCCUGUUUAUUUCAGUUUCAAUUUUAAUUUCUCAUUCGCUUAAAUAUUUUGGAUACAGAGGUUCUGUGUUUCAUGUUUUUUUUUUUCCUUCUACCUCGGCGCUUCAAAGCAAAGCGUUCCUUCAGAGGCCUUUGUCUUGCAAAUGUGCUCUUUAAAAAGUCAAUGUCAGAAACUCCUGUUAAACAUAAACAUCUUUAGCCAAAGCCAGGUUACUCCAGCUGAAAGGCCCUAUCUUUUAAUCCUUCAGCCUGAUAAAAGGUAAAAAGAUAAGGCUUCUUAUUUACAUGUAAAUAAUAAACAAACUGAUUGUCUGCACUUGAAAGAAGUCUGUGUAGAUAAAAUAAAAGCUUAGAGCCGACCUAGCUGGUAUUUUUAGAUUUUCCUCUGUCUUAGUUUUCCUUCUGUCUUAAACCUUUUCUCUUGUCUUUUAAAAAUCGUCUUCAAUGCAGGUUCCAGUGUCGUUGUCCAUGAUGACCCCACCAGCAGAGGCUCCACAACAACAACUACAGCGAACCCCACAGCAGCAGAUCCUCAGUCCACAGCAGCUCCAAGCCCUGCUCCAGCAGCAGAAAGCACUCAUGUUACACCAGGUAAUGUAUUUUUAGCGUAGCGGCAUCGCCGACCACAAGGUUUUAAUUGUCCUAACCCCGAGUUUCAUAUCACAUUUUUUCGCAGCAACAGAUACAAGAGGUCUUCAAGAACCAGCAAGAGCAGCUAAAUAUGCAGCUGCUGCAGCAGAAGAAUGCUGGGAUUGUUAGUCAAGAGGUAACUUUUGCAUUAAACUUUUACCCAGCGAGUACAUCCUGUUGCUUUUACCACAUCGCCCUGAAAAUCUCCUCCAAAAUGCAAAUUUGUCUUUUGUUCUCUGAUGAUGACAGCUCUUUUGUCAAAGUGUGUAAGUCACACGAAAUAUAGCGCUUGAGGGUGACGCUGUAACAUUAACAGCCUUGGGUAACACAUGAGGUGUUUUUAGCUGUGGAAGAUACUAAUUUGUAAACAACUCCAGUUAGUUAGGAGGCUAUUGGGUUCAGUUUUUUUCUCUUUAAGUGCCUCAAGUCAACCUAUUGAUACUUCUCCGUCUUCAGGUUACUCAACCCGGUCUCCUGGGCGAAAUUGCAUGAGUAAAAAAAGGUCAUAAUGCGGGGCAGUUAAGUCACAAAUAAGUUGUUUACAAGUAUUUAUGCCUGACAGCAUGACAUCAGUAAUCCUGGCUAUCCCUGUGUGUUCAAAACACAACAGGCAGUUGGCUAAACUCUGAAAAGGAGCAGAGGUUGGUGUUUAAAAGUUUUAGUUUUCCUGUGUCCAAUUAGGUAGAAGCAAAAUGAGGAUUUGUUUCUGUGUUUGGAAGUGCGACCAAAACGGAGAAACAUUGGUGGGUUUUUGUUUCUUCUCAUGAUAUUAGACCAGCAGAGACGAUUAUAGCAGGAAUAAGCAACAUCAGACUCAAUCACAGCUGAAGUUGAUGGUUUUUCUUCUUUAAAUAGAGAUUUUUUUUUAUUAUAAAGACUUUUUCUGUGUCCCAGAAAGUGUUUGUGUUUGGAAGUGCAACCAAAACAGAGAAAAAUUGGUGUGUUUUUGUUCCUGCUCACGGUAUAAGACCAGCAGAGACUACAUCAGACUCAAUCACAGCAGAAGUCGAUGAAUUUUCUUCUUUAAAUAGAGAUUUUUUUUAUUAUAAAGACUUAUUCUGUGUCCCAGAAAGUGUUUCUGUGUUUGGAAGUGCAACCAAAACAGAGAAAAAAUGGUGGGUUUUUGUUUCUGCUCACGGUAUAAGACCAGCAGAGACUAUUAUAGCAGGAAUGAGCAACAUCAGACUCAAUCACAGCUGAACUCGAUGAUUUUUCUUCUUUAAAUAGAGAUUUUUUUUAUUAUAAAGACUUAUUCUGUGUCCCAGAAAGUGUAAAAUCUAGUGUGAUCUAUAUCGGUCCUAAUCAAAAACUUCAUUUAAGAUUUCUCAUCUUGAUCAAACUGUGACCCUAACCUCAAACGAAAAACCUCUUCAGUUUAAAAGCAAAAAAAAAAAAAUAAAAAAAUGACUCUCAGACACUGUGUUAUCUUUCCGUCACAGCUGACAGCCCAGCAGAUAGCUAUCCAGCAGCAGCUCCUUCAGGUGCAGCAGCAACACCUCCUCAACCUGCAGAGACAGGGCCUGCUGUCUGUCCUUCCCACCAGUCCGGCGACAGCCCCAGGUAUGCUGCUUUACACACUUUACUGCAUUGCUGUUUGACGAUUGUAAAACAAAUAUUUUUAGGUUCACAAGUAUGUUUUUUUUCUUCUUCGGCUUGAAGUAAACACUGUGGCGAGAUGUCAAGACUUAAAUAUAUCAUACUUAUUUGUGCAGAUGGGUGUAGGCUAAAUAAAAUGACCACACAACGAAAUAAAACCUUCAAGUGACCGUGCAUCAAAUGAAGACCAGUUAAAUACAUACAUCUUUUGAUCUUAGGCUAAUGAGGUUGACACAACAAAGCGACUCACAGUUUAUUUAUUGUGUGUACGUGUGUUUGCAGGCUGCGAGAAUGGCAGCGUUUCGUCCGCCGGCAUCGACACCCGAGAGUCUUCCGGUCAUCUUUCAACCCUCAACGGUCAUCACAACCUCCUGAAGAGAAGAGAAAGGUGCUUGGAGCGAUUCAUACUCCUUCAUUUUUAAUGCACGCUGCUUUUGCCACUGUGAAAAAGCUGACGCAGAGAUCUUUCAUUAAUGGGUUACUAUAUGAAACCUGUUGCAGCGGCUCUCCGGAUGAAGGCUCACAGAAUAGCCAUCCUCUGUAUGGAAACGGUAUGUGUAAGUGGCCCGGCUGCGAGACGGUCUUCGGAGACUUUCAGGCAUUUCUCAAGUGAGUGGCGAAUCUUCGCAUACCUCUACAGCUGGUGUGAUGUUUAGUGUGUUCGGUUAUGAUAUGCACAAGCCUGAUGUUUUAUCUUUGAUGGCUAUUUUUACCCUAAAAUUUAUGAGGUUUAUUGUGCUGCACAUGGUUUCCUUGGAGCGUUUCAUGAUCUUGAAUGUGUUUCUCUGCAGACAUUUGAACAGUGAACACAUACUGGAUGACAAGAGCACAGCGCAGUGUCGUGUGCAGAUGCAAGUGGUUCAGCAGCUGGAACUGCAGGUACUACAGGUUGAUUAUUUACUUGUAACCAAGUUUUUGUUCAUUUUUAGAAUCAGUAAAGAGACAAAAGAGGUUUAACUUGGUAGUUUUAACCUCACAGCAGUUUAUUGAAAAGGGGGAAGAGCUGUCUGAUAACUUCAGUGACGUCUUUUUUUAAUGUGAGCAGCGAUGAUGUGUUUUCACACCAGACCCAAAAACAGAAGUGAUGUCUUCAGAGAUAAUUACACUUUUCAGGAUGCCAGAAAAGCAGCAUUUCUAACACCAAAUGUCAUUUCAUCAUGUAACGCAAGCUGUGAAUUCACCCAACUCUCGACUUCUAUUUCUGUCGCCUCCGUCUAACACAGCUGAAGAAGGAUAAAGAGCGACUCCAGGCUAUGAUGGCUCAUCUUAAGUCCUCUGAACCCAAACCCGCAGCUCAGCCUGUAAGUACCUGCUUUAGCUGUUUCCUUCAAUUAAAGUAAAUAUUGUUUUCGCAGGUAGCUACACCGAUCAUUUCCUGACUUAAGAGCUUUGUUGUUGUUGUUGAUUUUUUUUUUCAGGUGAAUCUGGUGUCUAAUGUAUCCUUCUCCCAGGCAACAUUGCCCAAAGGCACCCCUCCUAUGAGCCUCUCUCAGAGUGCCACGGCGCCAUCCACACCCUUGACGCCGCUCUCUGAAUCCCCUUCAGUCCUCACUCCCAAUAGCAUGUUCACUGGAACCCCCGUACGGAGGCGGUACAGCCGCUCUGUGAGCCAAGGUAACGGUGAGAUCAUGAUCUUACUUUCAAGCUUGGAGAUAAACAAACAGCAAAUACGACAGACGAAAUAAAAAGCGACUUCAUUUUUCUAAAUAUGUUUUUUUGUGUGCGUGUGUGUCUGUCCAUAGACAUAGUUGAUAACAAGGAGUUUUAUUUGAGCACAGAAGUUCGACCUCCAUUUACUUAUGCCUCUCUCAUAAGACAGGUAAAGCAUAUAAUUAAUUAAAAAAAACAUAAAAAAUAAAGCAGAGUUUGUUUCUUUUUUUUAAUUAAUGUGCCUCUUGUUUUUUUUUUUCAGGCAAUAUUCGAAUCACCACGCAAACAGCUGACUUUAAACGAAAUCUACAACUGGUUCACGAGAAACUUCGCAUAUUUCAGGCGCAACGCAGCUACCUGGAAGGUAUGCGCUCUCCUAUUUGUUUUUUAGUUACUGAUUUCUUGAAAGCAAAGUCAACAGAAACUUUACAUACAAAUUGAAAACCCGGUGCUUUAAAGUCCUAACUGUGUUUCUUUUAUUUCCCAGAAUGCGGUCAGGCAUAAUCUCAGCCUCCAUAAAUGCUUCGUACGUUUGGAGAACGUAAAGGGAGCCGUGUGGACGGUAGACGAGAUCGAGUUUCACAGAAGACGGCCCCAGAAGACAGCCGGCAACGGGUAAAAGUUGACCUUAUACUCAGAGGCAGACUCCUGUGUGUCUUCACAUAUCAGCAGACAUCAGAGGAAGUCUGGCAUUUUUGACCUUUUAGCUCCACCUGAUAAGUAAACACAAUGUUUACUAUAAGCAAGUAAGGAGCUCCCAAGGAUGAGUCUCUCUGUGUUUAUGUGCCGUGUUGACUCGAGCAAACAGACACGAUCGGGGAAAAAUAUGAAGCAUGAUUUUCUUCCCCCCUGAAAAAAUGUGCCAGCUUGCAGGCUGAACCUUGAAAUAUCACACAACUUUAAAUCACUUGGAAACACUGCUGUAGCCUGCGGUCAAAAGUGCCUUAUCAUUGUUUCUUAUUUCUUUGUCAUGUCCCACCACAAUGACUCAGACGCUCGAAUUGUGUGUGUUUUAUUAAACAAACAGACCAAGAGGUGCAGUGUUUAUGUUGGCAGCUCCUUGUACGAUGAUUUAGGCAUCUGGUUGUUUGCUAAGCCCCACCCCUCUUUGUUACUGUUACUAUGCUCGCCAUGUUUCCCGUCCUGGGCACAAUGAUAAACGUGGCAGACUCACUUCUGGAAAUAUUGACUGAUUUUUUUUUAAAGAAAAGAGCUCAGAUUUCAGGGAGAAGAAGCCAAGAGCAGACAAAAAAGAGUGGUGUUUUUUUUCAGCACGAAUCAAAGUGUCACAUUUUUACAACUAAAAAACUAAUUAAAAUCCUUGAAGAGGACUGUUUUCAUCCAAGAAAUGAAGCUAACACACGCUUCUGUUGCAGUGUUGUAGAGUGCGUCUUGUAGAUUUGCGUGUAUGUGCAUGUCGAGUCUACAAGGCGGCCUGUUAAUCAGCUGAUGAUCCAUGAAAACAAAGUAAAAGCAUUCUUAAGUGUGGAGCUUAUUUCAGGUCUUGAUUCUUAAUCAGUUUUUGUCUUCUCUCUUCAUAGAUCUCUCCUGAAGAACUCACAGAACCGUCAGAGCUUAGCAGGAUCUCUUUCCCAUGUAAGACACGUCUGAUAUUUAAACCUUAUUUGUCUGUUUUUGCAGAUUGAAAUGAUCAUGUAGACACAUUGAUGCAGACCACACUCACAUAUUCUGGUCCUGCCCAAAAUCAAAUGAGUACUUGGAAGAAAUUUGGAAAAGUCUGCAAAAAAUAAUAGGCUAUCAGAUAUCCAAAACAUUUGAAUCAUUGGAUUUGGGAAAAUUAUCAAAUGAUAUAAUACAAAGAAAAGAUGAGUACCUGGUUAAAAUAUUAUCUGCAAGUAAAAAAGAUAAUCACCAGAUUGUGGUAUGGGGUGCAAUGGGUGUGCACUGUCGAAGAGAUAUGUGUCAUGGAGAAACUCACACACAGACUAAGAUCACAGGAAACACAAUUUACAGAAAAGACUUAAAAACAAAUAAGAAAUAAUUUUACAAAAAAAAAAAAAAAAAAAAAGAAAUGGCCAAUGAAGCCAAAAAAAAGAAAAAGAAAUGGUGCAUCUGCAAUAAAAGUGUUGCUGCAUUGUACAGACAGAGCUGAGAGGUGCUCCUCAGAUGCAUAUCGCGUUAUCAGAUAUUCAUGGCUGAUGCGUCUCUUCUGUUUUGGAUGGUGUAUAAUGAGAAAAUUAAUUUUUUUGCAGAGUGGCGGUCUAGACGGUAGCAGCUGUCUGUACAGCCCGACCUCCAUGGGCAGCAUCCCGCUGCACUCCCUGCCCCAUGUUCUGCAGGAGCAGAUGAACGGAGCUCUUGCUAAUGGAUCUGGAUACCAAAGUGAUAGCAGUGCAACACAGUCCCCUCCACAAGCUUUGUAAGAAUCUCUUUUGCUUCAAUACCUUUGUUUUAUGGUAAUUAUGCGAUCACAAAUCCUGAUAUGCUUUUUAUUUCUGCGUUUGUAGCAUCAAAGAGGAGCAGGAGGACGAGGAGAUAUGUGAGAAUUAUCCCUACGAGUCUCCAGAGAGCACAGACGAGCACGGCCACAGCCCGGACAUGAACCGAGAUGAAGACAUCAGCAGCCCGCAGAGGCCCAGCCUUCAUUUCGACCGCGUGCCUUCUCUCUGACUGUGAGGUCCGAGUUGUCCAACCGCAAGGCCGCUUCACUCACAUUCUGUGUGACUUUGUAUUCCAAAAAGAAAAAAAAACAAACAGCUUCAUCUACGUAACCAAACACUCUCUACUUGGGGAUUUUAAUAUUUUUUUUUCACUGUAUUUAUCAGCAUUUCUGUUUUUUUGUUCUUUAAUCUAGCUCUGAAUUCUUCCUGUACAGUAGAGUGAAAUCACAGAAACACAUUUGUGAAACUGUUUGUUGAUGAUUUUUUUUUCUCUCUCUCUUUAUUUUAUAUAUCUGUACACACACAAAAAAAAGGACCACGAUGAGCAGAGAAGCCAAAGGAAAGGGAACACUGAUAGUUAGCACUUCAUAAUGAAACGUUUCCACCCACUUUGUAGCUACUUUUUGCUAUAUUGGGGCCACAUUAGCUAAUUUUAUUUUUUAGUAGGCAAAAUGUAAAAAAAAAAAACAUGUAGAUGAAGAAAAAGAUUAUUGCUUUAAAAAAAUGAAAUGUUCACUGCCAACAUGAUCUGAUAUAUUUGUAUUUAAGGUAUAAUCAUUUGAUCAGAAGUAGUUUCUUUAUACCUGUCGGUCUUUUUCACCCCUUACAUGAACAUUGCUGAUAUCGCUCGAAAUGAGCCUGUAAGAGUAGAUAAUAUAGAUUUACCAUUAUGUAAACCAAUGCAUCUCUAUAAAAAAUAAAUCCUCAUGAUAAAUGUGGAUA
Molecule: messenger RNA, 13852 nt
Organism: Xyrichtys novacula (pearly razorfish)
Lineage: Eukaryota; Metazoa; Chordata; Actinopteri; Labriformes; Labridae
Source: the annotation of a GenBank genome assembly